AACGCAAACCCACAACAACCAAAUUGAGGAACUCAUGUGAUAAACUGGUCAUGUGAUCGACGUGGAACAGGAAUUGAAGAGGCGGAAUCGGGCUGGAGCUCAUGUUGGAUGAGGUACCACUGGGCUAAAACUCUCCACUCCAAUUGGUGCACCACCCCACUCCUGCAAUUCUGAAGGUUCGCUUGGGACGCUCGUGACGCUUGCUGACAUGGUGGACUUUCUAGCAGAGAACAAUUUGUGUGGCCAGGCUAUUCUUAGGAUUGUAUCUCGGGGAAAUGCCAUCAUUGCAGAACUUCUGCGUCUCUCCGAGUUUAUCCCCGCCGUCUUCAGGCUCAAAGACAAGAGUGAUCAACAGAAAUAUGGAGACAUCAUCUGCGACUUCAGUUACUUUAAGGGUCAAGAAUACUAUGAGGGCAAGUUAGAAGCCAAACCAGAGCUUCAGGAUCUGGACGAGGAAUUCCGUGAAAAUAACAUUGAAAUACUGUCACGAUUCUACCUGGCAUUUGAAAGUGUCCAUAAGUACAUUGUGGAUCUAAUAAGGUAUCUAGAUGACCUUAAUGAGGGGGUAUACAUUCAGCAGACAUUGGAAACUGUACUACUAAAUGAAGAUGGGAAACAGCUCUUGUGUGAAGCUCUGUAUCUCUACGGAGUCAUGCUGUUGGUCAUUGACCAAAAGAUCGAAGGGGAAGUCAGAGAACGAAUGUUGGUGUCGUAUUAUAGAUACAGUGCUGCCCGCUCUUCGGCUGACUCCAACCUGGAUGACAUCUGCAAGCUCCUGCGUAGCACGGGCUACUCGAGCCAACCAGGGGCCAAGCGUCCCCCUAACUAUCCUGAGAGUUACUUUCAGAGAGUGCCUAUCAGUCCCACAUUCAUCAGUAUGGUCAUUGGACGCCUCCGCUCUGAUGACAUCUAUAACCAGGUGUCUGCAUAUCCGCUGCCUGAGCACCGCAGCACCGCACUGGCCAACCAGGCUGCCAUGCUGUAUGUGUGCCUGUUCUUCACCCCCUCCAUCCUGCACACUCAACAGGCAAAAAUGAGGGAGAUUGUGGACAAGUACUUUCCAGAUAACUGGGUCAUCAGCAUCUACAUGGGGAUCACUGUGAACCUGAUGGAGGCCUGGGAGCCUUACAAAGCAGCCAAGAUCGCACUCAACUACACGCUGGACACGGCCAACAUCAGAGAGCAGGCCUGUCGUUACGCGAGCAGCCUGGACACCCUCAGGCCGCAGGUGCAGCAGCUCCUGAAGGAGGGGUUUCUGCGGGAGGAGAUUGUCCUGGACAACAUUCCCAAGCUGCUGAACUGCCUGCGGGACUGCAACGUGGCCAUCCGCUGGCUGAUGCUCCACACGGCCGAGUCUGCCUAUGACCCGAACAACAAGAGGCUGCGUCAGAUCAAGGACCAGGUGAUCAACGACUCCAAGUACAACCCCAAGAUCCUAUUCCAGCUGCUGCUGGAUACGGCUCAGUUUGAGUUCAUUCUCAAAGAGAUGUUCAAACAGAUGUUGUCUGAAAAGCAGCUCAAAUGGGAGAGCUACAAGAGGGAGGGCUCCGAGAGGAUGAUGGAGCUGGCUGAGGUCUUCUCCGGGGUCAAACCCCUUACCAGGGUUGAGAAAAAUGAGAACCUGCAGGCCUGGUUCAGGGAGAUCUCCAAGCAGAUCCAGUCCCUCAACUACGAGGACUCCACAGCAGCAGGGAGGAAGACUGUGCAGCUGAUUCAGGCCCUGGUGGAGGUGCAAGAGUUCCACCAACUGGAGUCCAACUUGCAGGUGUGCCAGUUCCUGGCCGACACCCGGAAGUUUCUACACCAGAUGAUCCGCACCAUCAACAUCAAGGAGGAGGUGCUGAUCACCAUGCAGAUCGUAGGGGACCUCUCCUAUGCCUGGCAGCUAAUUGACAGCUUUACAUCUAUCAUGCAGGAGAGUAUCAGGGUUAGCCCAUCAAUGGUGACAAAACUGCGAGCAACUUUCCUGAAGCUGGCCUCUGCUCUGGACCUACCCCUGCUGCGUAUCAACCAGGCUAACAGCCCAGACCUGCUCAGUGUCUCCCAGUUCUACUCUGGUGAACUGGUGGCGUACGUCAGGAAGGUCCUGCAGAUCAUUCCGGAGAGCAUGUUCACUUCCCUGGCCAAAAUCAUCAAGCUGCAGAUCCACGACAUCAUGGAGGUGCCCACCCGGCUGGACAAGGACAAGCUGAAGGACUACUCCCAGCUGGGAGCAAGAUAUGAGGUUGCCAAACUCACCCAUGCCAUUUCAAUUUUCACCGAGGGAAUCCUGAUGAUGAAGACCACUCUUGUUGGGAUCAUCAAGGUGGAUCCCAAGCAGCUCCUGGAGGAUGGCAUACGGAAGGAGCUGGUGAGGAGGGUGGCCUAUGCCCUCCACAAAGGCCUGAUCUUCAACCCCAAAGCCAAGACCAGCGAGCUGAUGCCCAAAUUGAAAGAAAUGGCAGCCACCAUGGACGGCUUCUACCGCUCCUUUGAGUACAUCCAGGACUACGUCAGCAUCUACGGGCUGAAGAUCUGGCAGGAGGAAGUGUCCCGCAUCAUCAACUACAACGUAGAGCAGGAGUGCAACAGCUUCCUCAGGACAAAGAUCCAAGAUUGGCAGAGUGUGUACCAGUCUACCCACAUCCCUAUUCCCAAGUACCCAUCCGUGGAUGAGUCCGCCACCUUCAUCGGGCGUCUCUGCAGAGAGAUCCUAAGGAUCACGGACCCCAAAAUCACGUGUUACAUUGAUCAGAUGAACACCUGGUACGACAUGAAGACACACCAGGAGGUGACCAACAACAGGCUGUUCUCUGAGAUUCAGGAUACGCUGGGGACCUUUGGACUGAAUGGUCUCGACCGACUGCUCUGUUUCAUGAUAGUUAAGGAGCUGCAGAACUUCCUGACUGUGCUGCAGAAAACCAUUCUCAGAGACAAGGCUGUGGUCGAUGUUUUCAAAGCCCUGUUGAAUACUGUGAAUCCAGUUAAAGGAAUUGUGGCAAAUGCCAGUAAGGUCUAUGCCAGUGCAGUUGCCAAAACGCAAAAAAUCUGGCCGAAUUAUUUGGAUGCAAUUCUGAAGGUUGGACAGAUGCAGAUUCUGAGGCAACAGAUUGCCAACGAGUUGAAUUACUCAUGCAAGUUUGAUUCGAAACACCUCGCCGCUGCACUGGACAACUUGAACAAGUCUUUGCUAGCUGACAUUGAAGCACACUACCAGGACCCAACGUUGCCCUAUCCCAAAGAGGACAACACCCUCCUGUAUGAGAUCACCGCCUACUUGGAGGCUGCCGGAAUCCAAAACCCUCUCAAUAAAAUCUACAUCACAACCAAACGGCUACCUUACUUCCCCAUCGUGAAUUUCCUCUUCCUCAUUGCUCAGCUGCCUAAACUGCAGUACAGCAAAAACCAAGGAAUGACCUGCAGGAAGGCCACUGACCCGGUGGACUGGCCCCCCCUUGUGCUGGGCUUGCUAACCUUGCUCAAGCAGUUCCACUCCAGAUACACAGAGCAAUUCCUGGCUCUGAUUGGUCAGUUCAUCCGCUCCAUCAUGGAGCAGUGCACCAGUCAGCGUAUUCCUGAGAUGCCCUCUGAUGUGGUGGGAGCAUUGAUGUUCCUGGAAGAUUAUGUGCACUACACAAAACUUCCCCGCAAGGUUGCUGAAGCCCAUGUGCCAAGUUUCAUCUUUGACGAGUUUAGGACGGUCCUGUGAUGUUUGGAGGAUGAAUGAAAGUUGACAACAGUUCCUAUUUUUACUGAAAUGAAGACAAUUUCACCAACCAUAAUUUAGCUUUCAUUGUCUCAAUGCACUAAUUCAAUUAAUAAAAAUGUUGAAUUUUUAGAAUAUAUUGGUAUAGGCUCAUGUGUAGUAAUAUGUCACUUUGUAUGUAUCCAUUAAUCAAUUAAAUGUUUUUGAAUAAA
Molecule: messenger RNA, 3897 nt
Organism: Conger conger (European conger)
Lineage: Eukaryota; Metazoa; Chordata; Actinopteri; Anguilliformes; Congridae
Gene: washc5
Product: WASH complex subunit 5
Exons: 29
Coding region: 209-3688 (1159 amino acids)
Biological process (GO): actin filament polymerization; endosome fission; regulation of actin nucleation
Cellular component (GO): WASH complex; endosome
Source: RefSeq, a predicted model, not a curated record